CUAUUUUCCUUUCUGCACUUAAGAAUGUCAAUUCAUCUAGAAAAAAACCAGACAAUAAGGAGACUCCAGAGUCAUACAAAAACUAAAUGGCCCAUUUAGCCGCAGUUACACCCCCCACAGCAAAACCAUUGAUCUCUGCGUUCUCAAGGAAAACAACUCAUUUGGGCUCUCCAAGAUUCCACAACAAAGUCUGCACUUGUAAUACUGUCUCUGAUCAAGAAAGACAUGUCCAAAGGAGGAAUGUUGCAUUGGGGUUGGCAGGUGUGGUGCUGGGAUUGAGUGUGGGUGGCGGGAAUGCAAAGGGGGCAGCGAGACGGCCACCACCACCUCCACCGGAAGAGAAAAAGGACCCAAAUGUGACUGGGGUGACAGCAAAAGUUCUGGCCAGCAAGAAGAGGAAGGAAGCCAUGAAAGAGUCCAUUGCCAAGCUAAGAGAAAAAGGAAAGGCCAUUCAAGAGCCAUCUAAAUAGGCUGUUUGCCUUCAUUAGCUAGGCUAGAUAAGAUCAUUGUGGUCAUUUCCAAGGAUUGUGGAAUCAGAGCAAAAUGUGGCAAUAUAAAUAAUAAUCCUUUUGUUUUUUUGCUGCUAAAUCUCUGUGCGAAGUUUAUUGCCGCAGUAGAGAGUAGACAUUUAUUAUU
Molecule: messenger RNA, 636 nt
Organism: Sesamum indicum (sesame)
Lineage: Eukaryota; Viridiplantae; Streptophyta; Magnoliopsida; Lamiales; Pedaliaceae
Source: RefSeq, a predicted model, not a curated record